GCUUCAAGAAUCGUUUACUAUGAAUUAAAACAUUACCUUUCAGUUGAUGGCCACCGCUGUACAGGUAAUAAAGCGCCAGUGAAAGCUAGUAGUGAUCAAAGCAAUGACAACACAGAAGUAGACCAAACACUCAAGUCGUUUGACACACAGGAAUCAACCGGUGAUGAAGAACCAAAUGCACAGAAAAAUCUAUUAGUGACAAAUCUAUUUACAGGUCUUUUCAAAAAACGUGAAAAAGACGUCAAUUUAAAGGAGUUCUCCGAACAGGAAGAAGACACCAAAGGACCGAAAGGAAUACUUGAUAAAUUUAAACAAUAUCAGGAUAUGUUAGGCAAGAGUUGUUUCCGAGAUAUCGGCUGUUUUUCUGCCUCUGAGUACAACGAGUCGGCGCGCUCUAUACCACUGUUGCCGAUGUCACCCGACUCUAUGAGUCCGAUGUUUCAUAUGUAUACUUUAGAGCAGCGGACGAUCCCCAGGAACUAUAGCUAUAACGCCACUGCAGCCCAACUCCGGUACAGCACUUUCAACGCCUCCCUUAGAACCGCAUUCAUUGUCCACGGAUUUCAAAGCGGAUAUGCCCUAGGUAUUCAAUCAUUCAUUAAUAUCGGCUGUUUUUCUCCCACCGAAUACAACGAGUCGGCGCGCGCUAUACCACUGUUGCCGAUGUCACCCGACUCUAUGAGUCCGAUGUUUCACAUGUAUACCUUAGAGCAGCGGACGAUCCCCAGGAACUAUAGCUAUAACGCCACUGCAGCCCAACUCCGGUACAGCACUUUCAACGCCUCCCUUAGAACCGCAUUCAUUGUCCACGGAUUUCAAAGCGGAUAUGCCCUGUGGUUAGAGAAUAUGAAAGAUUUUAUACUCUAUAAAAGCAACGAUCAAUUCAAUGUUGUGGUCGUUAUUUGGGAAAAAGGAGCAAAAACCCCAAUUUAUAACUUGGCCGCUACUAAUACCCGAGUUGUUGGGGCACUCAUUGGUUUCUUUAUCAACAGUUUGUGCAAUACGUUUAAGAUAACAAAUGAUAGGUUUUGGUUAAUCGGACACAGUUUGGGCGGACAUACUAUGGGUUACGCCGGCAAACGACUGAAUAACCCGAAAGUGGGCCGCAUUACAGCCCUCGAUCCGGCCGGGGUCGGUUUUCACUUCAAGAACACAGCUUUACGUUUAGACCAUUCGGACGCACAGAUAGUGGAUGUGAUCCAUACGGACGCCGCCCUCUCAUACACUGAGGGCUUCGGAACGGCCGACACUUUGGGUCACUUCGACUUCUAUCCCAACGGAGGU
Molecule: messenger RNA, 1284 nt
Organism: Medioppia subpectinata
Lineage: Eukaryota; Metazoa; Arthropoda; Arachnida; Sarcoptiformes; Oppiidae
Source: the annotation of a GenBank genome assembly